CCGCGUCUUCCCAUAUAAGUUGAUCCGCGGCUUCUAUAUCGGUGUGGCGAAGCCAGCGCCUCGGUUAGCGUGGAAUCGGCGUUAUUUUAGCUGACGAAUCGAUAUUCCGCUCAAAUAUUGACUUCGGGAUAGUGCGGUGUGUCGCAGGCCAGGCAAGCAGGCGAACCCCCGCUCGGGUGGCAGCGAUGCUCCUUUGAGGACCGUGCGAGUCGUCUGCGAGGAUCCAAGGAACCCCGAGGGCCCCUUUGAAGCCCAGGACUGGUAUCUCGGCGACUCUCCCAGGCCAUCGCCACUGAGGGCUGCGUGCGCCCCUGCGAGCCCUCCUCGUCUACCCGACGAUGAUCGCCGCGGCUUCGCCCUCGGGCCUCGCGCUCGUCUUCGCCUUCGCCCUCGCCCUCGCCCUCGUCCUUGCGCCCUCCGACGUCAGGGCGCUCGACGAGGUCGCCGCCGCCUCCUUCGGCGACCGAGCAGUUCCCAGAUUGGAAUUGGAGAGCCUAGAGAGUGGCUACCAUGGCCUCGUUAAGGAAAACGAGACUUUGGUCGAGGUAACACCACAGAUACGCGCGUCAGGAGCUAAGGUCUGCUCCUUCCGGAUCGCGAACAAACACCAUGGCGAAGCACCCUUCGAGAUCAUACCGAAGGAGAAGAACACCGCGGAAUUGAGAGCCAUUAGGGUCUUAAACUGCGAAAAGAGACGCAACUACAAGUUCGACAUCGCUGCUGUCGGAUGCAAUGGAGUGCAAUCCGAAAACGCAACCGUGCACAUCACAGUGGUCGACGUAAACGAGUACGCCCCUCAGUUCCUGCAACCAGCCUACGUCAGCACCGUCGAUGAGGGUCGUCUCUACGAGGAAGUGGUGCGAGUGGAGGCUUCCGACCGCGACUGUACGCCCAAAUUCGGUGACGUUUGCAAGUACGAGAUCCUGACGGCCGACCAACCGUUCGUGAUCGACAACGAUGGCGCGAUCCGUAACACCGAACCCCUGGACUACGAGCGCUCCCAUAACUACAUCCUCAGCGUGGUGGCAUACGACUGCGGCAUGAAACAGUCAGCCCCGGCGAUGGUUACGAUCAAGGUCAACCGAGUCUGCUCCCCAGGUUGGAGAGGAAUUCCAGAGAGAGUGGACUACGCCCCAGGAGUAGGAUCUCAGUCCCUGCUGCCUUCGGCGCGCCUGGAACUUUGCGACGCCCCUUGCAUCCUACGGAACCUGAGGGUAACCCUGACUUUGGCCACGGACCACAUCGGCAAGGGUUGCGACCGAGACACCUAUGGAGUCCGCAGCCAGCGCAAGCUCUGCGGAGCCUCCAGAGACAGCGUGGACCUUCUUCCUACCCCUGGACCGGCCUCUUCCUGGACCUCUGGCCUCUCCCGAGACGAAGGCAGGGAAGCCGACGAGAUAUUCGAGUUCGACGGAGCCAGCUCUGCCGCCAUCGUGCCUAACGACGUGCUCGACCACUCCCUGGCGAGGAAGUUCAGCAUCGGAGUCUGGGUGAAGCACAGGCCGAGGCCCAGGCAGGAUCCCCACGUCAAGGAGCACAUCCUCUGCGCCGCGGAUGACCACAAGAUGAACCGGCACCAUUACGCCCUCUUCAUCCGAAACUGCCGGCUGAUCCUGUUGCUGAGAAGGGACUUCUCCGAGGGCGACCCCAACAUCUUCCGGCCGGCCGAGUGGCGCUGGAAGCUGGCGCAGGUGUGCGACGACAGGUGGCACCAUUACGCGAUCCAGGCGGACUUCCCCCGAGUGUCGCUCUUCGUGGACGGCGAGGAAUGGAGGGCGGACGAGAAGAACCCCGAAGUGAUCGACGACUGGCCGCUGCAUCCCGCGAAGGACGUGAACACGACCCUGGCGGUGGGGGCGUGCUGGCAGGGCUCCGACAACGGGACCAAGCACCACUUCAGGGGCUACCUGGCGGGGCUGUCCGUCCUGGUGGGCCGCAACGAGAAGCCCGACGUGCUGGCCUGUCUGCGGCGGUGCCAGGAAGGAAUAAGGGUGCCGUCGAUGGACCUGCUGCAGCCGGGCACGCAGCUGCUGACCAACUCGGACCUGACGGAGGUGCGCAUCGACGGGGACAACCGGACGAACGUGGAGGCGCUGCUGCGCCGAGUGGGCUACUCGAAUUCCCGGCGCUUCCCGACGCCCGGACGACGCAACUUCCGACUGGAGACGAGCGUGGCGUGCGAGGGCCCGGGGGCUAGGCCCCUGCCCAUCCCCGCGGCGCAGUCCUACGUGACCGUGCUGCCGCCCCCCAGGCCCGGCAUCUCCGUCAACGGGAGCGGCUACGCCGCCCGCGAGUACGCCGAGUUCCGGCUGGGCGUGCGCGUGUUCCCCGACGCCCGGGUGACGGCCGGGUCGGCGGCGCGCCUCGACGCCUGCGCGGUCAGCGUCUACCCCAGCCUGAACCCCGACCACGAGAGCCUGGGUCUGCCGGCCGAGGCGCUGCGCCACUCCCGGCUCAUCUCCGCGCGCAUCGACCGCGACGGGGUCGUCCUCUCCGGGGCGGACACGCCGCGCAACUACCAGCAGCUCAUUCGGCUCAUCACCUACGCGAACCGCAAGCCGGCCUACUACCUCGACAGGGUCUUCAAGCUGACGUGCUCGGAGCUGAGCGGCCGGUUCGCCAGCAACGAGUACGUGCAGACGCUGGCGGUGAUCCACCCCAAGGAGGCGACCACGCCCGGGGUGUCCCGGGCCCCGGCGCCGCCGGCCGUCGUGCACCUCCCCGAGCCCGCCCCGGGCCACGCGCGCCUCUCGCCCCACCACGCCGACCUGCCCGAGGAAUACGCCACCCCCGCGGUGCCGCGCGCCGCCGCCCCCGGCGGGGGCGGCCGCGCCGUCACCCUGGUCGCCGCCGCCUGCGUCGGCUUCCUCCUGCUGAUGGCGGCCGUGGGCGCCGCCCGCGUCCGCGGAGCCGCCCGCCGACGCCGCGCCGCCGGCGACGAGCUCGCCGCCGAGACCGAGAUGGCCUGGGACGACUCCGCCCUGGCCAUCACCGUCAACCCGAUGGAUCGCGUCGCCGAGCAGCGCGCCGCCGCUCGCCGACCCGCGCCGCCCGACGACGACCCCUACGACUCGGCCAGCACCGACUCCGAGGACGGCUCCUAUCGGGCCGACGACCUCGACACCUCGGACUGCGAGAACGACUCCGAGAUCAACGAGCACCGCCGCCAGGCCCACCCCCAUCACCACCAUCGCCGGGCCCGCCGCGACUCGCCCCACGACCUGGAGUGGGACCACCGCGACGUCUAAUCUCCCGUCCUCCGUCCCCCGUCCCCCGCUCGUCGCCGCCCUCUCUCUCCCUCUCCGCAUCCGUCCCCGUAGAUGGCGAGUCGAACGUCGGACGAGAUCCUCGUCUCGAGCGAGCGACGCGGGAUCAGGCCGCGCGUCUUCUCAUAUUCCUCAAACUCGCCUCCCUCUCAGUUUUCUUUUCUCGCGCGCGCGUUGACUCCACCGUCUUCUCCCUUUCCACCGCGCGAGCGCUUCUUCGCGACUGAUUUUGCUAGACGGAGGAGACUUGGAGAAUUCGCUGAUAGGGUUCCUCGGCCUAAAGCUCCGCGACCGCGCCUGGCGAUCCCGCGAUUCCGCCGUUUUACAGAAAUUCGACCGAUUCGGGCCGCGCGUCUGUCCGCCAUCUUGGCUCGCGCAAGAACGCACGCACAAGUUUUUAUACGGCCAGGCCGCCUACCCCUUUCUUCGUACCUAUACGUUUAGGUAGACCCUCGACCUCGUUGUCUCCCCCUAGGAUCUUUUCUACGGCGUUUCCGCGCGCUCGCGUUUCCUGGAGAAUCUUUCUUUUUCUCGAACAAAACGGUGAGUCGCGCCAACGCUUCCCUUUUCUUUCCCGCUUUAUCUUCCUCCGAGGCCCUUUCUUUUUUUCUUCCCCCUUUUAAGGCGAUUCGCGUCCCCUCGCACGCGUUGUACAGAUCGAACGAGGGAAAGUAUACGGCGUGCCGUCUCUCCUAUGAACCGAGCGGACGCGCUUUUCUCGCCUCUCCCACGUUUACCUGUAAUCAAGGAAAGGCGAAAAUCGUGAAUUACGCAGGAAUGCGUAUACAAAAAAUACGGCACACAAAACCCGUAAUACCGGGCGAGUCGACGAUUCGUUUUAGCCGCUUUUAAUUCCGUCGCAACGUCGGACGCGUUUCUAUUCUCAAUUAUGUGCAUUUAUUUUAAACUCUCGACUCGCCGUUUUACGCAUUUACCCUAUGGAUUCCUUUUACGCGGAUUCUAUAGGCGAUCGAUUUUAUCGCGAAAGGAGGAAAGGACGCGCUUCCUUCCGUUCCCUAUUUUUUUUUUUAAUCCCUCUACAAGAAGCUUUUACCGCGAAUUAUCCUGCAUUCGUUAUACCGCCGUGCAUAUAAACGGGCUUUACCCGCCGAGGAGAACCGUAUGUGCACGUGUUAUGCGAGGGAGACGCAGAAAUAUAUAUAUAUAUAUUAAUAUACACGUACACACCUACACACGGCACACGCACGCUGAUGAGAUACCUACUAUUGAGAGAUCACGUAUCGAUAUCUAUAUUGUAAUAGAAUGUACGAGACAAUUUAUUUUUUCAAGGCGCGUAUCAUAUCAUUUUUAUAAGAGGUCUGUCGUAUUCGAUCGUUUUUCCCGUGGAUCCUUAAUCGUAGAAUUAGUGUCGUUCGUUAUCACCGAAUCGAGCCCGCUGAUAAAGAGGGCGACUUCGACCCGUGUCGAGAACUUAUAUUUCUUUCCCUCCAAUUUCUCAUUAAUUAACCUGCCCGAGUUCCGUCACCGCCUCCUCGAGCUUCGCUAUCGAUUAUUAAUCCUUUUCGCAAUAAGCGCUCCUCCCUCGCACGUAAGAUUAAUCGUUGUUGCACUUAGCGUUAAUUGUUAACAGUCCCCACUUCUUCCUCGCUUAUUUCCGUCAGGUCAGUGUUUCGGUUCGCUCCGCGGAUUAACCCCCGAUUAAUUUUUUCGUUUUCUCCCAAUUAACGGGGCGACAAAAGUUUGAUCAUCGGUCGUUGAUCGUUAAUUCCUCCGCCAUAUCGCAGCGAUUUUAUUCGCUCCCUCGGUUUUGCUUCCUCCCCGUAACGGUGCAACAACGACUUCGGCCGUAAUUAACGUGGCGUUAAUUUACAUUUCCUUAUUUCUCGUAUCGUUUUUUAAGUCGAAUCCGCGUGUACACGUUCCAAGGAAAUUGGACAGUAGGGUACGAUAUGGAGAUAUGCAAGAGUUUCGUACACGAUGUGUGUCACCUAUGUAAAACUAAUCUUCCGUUCGGGGGAGAGAGAGAGGGAGAGCUGGACGGACCUUCCUCUUUCUCUUUCCCCUCCCCGAAGGAGAAAAAUGGAGAAAGUUGUGCACUGCUUAAGAAUUAAUGGAAACAAAAAUCGAACGUCCCCCGUCUGACAGCCGAGAGAUCUAUCCGCUGUACUAUAUAAAAAAAAUAUAUAUAUAUACCUAGAUUAUCGUGCGACCGCGGAAAGAAAGGAAACGGAGAGAAGUGGGAGAAAAUGGAGGAAACGCGGAAAGAACUCGCAGUCCGGAUCUGGACGUCUCGUUCUCGCGCCGCUUUUCCUUUUCCCUGUUUUCCAAAAUUUUCUCACGCCUAUCUAAUGAUCAUCGCGAUCAACGAGCGAAAGUAGAAAAAGAGAGGAGUGAAAUUCUCGUCGCGGGUGCAAUAUUUAUAACCAGUACCUAUACGCGAUUAAUUAAUCAAUCAACGCCAUGUACUUAAUUUCGUUACGCACGCCCAGUCGUUAAUACUUUAGGUCGCAAAAUGUAACUCGCGCGAGUGUAUGCUAAUUUUAAAUUUUACAUGUAAAAUUAUUCGCGUUAAAAAAAAAAAAAAGAUAAUGUCGUACGUCACCGCCAAUUGCCGAUUGCGAUACAUCGGUAUCGAAGGUUGCCGAGUCGGGACUAAAUUUGUACCUUUUUUUUUUUUUUUAACAUAAGCCUUGAUUAAUCUUUAAUCCUCGGACGAUCCGCUUAAGCAAGGUUUACCGCGUUCUUGCCAGGUCGUCGCCGUGAUUUCGCGCGACGCGUAGAGACGAGAGCAAAAAAGAGAAAAAGGCAACUCGCGGUGCGCGAACGAGACGCGCCACGUGGGCGCUUAUAGGGAUAAGAGAGGGAAUUCCUCGAUAAUGCACCUUAUCGGAACGGGGACUCGAAUCCUGCAGGAGUCCUGCCACUCGUAUGUACGCCUAUCCCUAGGGACGAGUUUCUCUCCCGAUGGGAUACCUCGUCGUCGAUUUCCGUCAGUAUGCCCUCUCUGCAAACAAGGAAUUAUCAAUACAAUAACCCGUCUAGGUGUGCGCACCUAAAGAAUGUACUUAAUAACUGUAACGAGGAGGAGAAGAGAUACUACAGCUAGGUCCUAUAUAUAUAUAUAUAUAUCACCGUAUUUUGUAGGCAGCUAAUAACACAUGUAUGUACAUAUAUAUAUGCGCGGUGUCGUUUCGUUGGCUGGCUGUUAUCACCUCCGUUCGAUUAGACCGAGCGCCCGAUUUUACUGCACCGUCGAUUGUCGGAGAAGUAUCGUUAGAGUUAGGAGCACCGUGAAAACGUUUACCCGUGGACGUGAACUACCGAACAAAUGGCGUCCGACGCGAGGGAAGGAUCGCCAGGCGUGGAAAAA
Molecule: messenger RNA, 6597 nt
Organism: Orussus abietinus
Lineage: Eukaryota; Metazoa; Arthropoda; Insecta; Hymenoptera; Orussidae
Gene: Cals
Product: calsyntenin-1
Exons: 6
Coding region: 339-3248 (969 amino acids)
Biological process (GO): positive regulation of synaptic transmission; positive regulation of synapse assembly; homophilic cell-cell adhesion
Cellular component (GO): postsynaptic membrane; cell surface
Molecular function (GO): kinesin binding; amyloid-beta binding; X11-like protein binding
Source: RefSeq, a predicted model, not a curated record